Anthonomus grandis grandis is the source of this 797-nucleotide messenger RNA. RefSeq names its product nucleoside diphosphate kinase (gene awd). The transcript has 4 exons. Gene Ontology annotation, biological process: CTP biosynthetic process; UTP biosynthetic process; GTP biosynthetic process. The record is from RefSeq and is a predicted model, not a curated record. NCBI's taxonomy places the organism in Eukaryota, Metazoa, Arthropoda, Insecta, Coleoptera, Curculionidae. Bases 125 to 619 code for a protein of 164 amino acids. Gene Ontology annotation, molecular function: nucleoside diphosphate kinase activity.
GAUAAUUUACAUUACAGCUUUGACACUGGCAGUGACGCUUCAUCAGACAACUUCAACCAUCGAGAGUUCAUCUGAAAACCAAGAUAAUUUUGAUUUUCCCGCUUGCUCAAAGGAACAAAAAGAAAUGAUGCCUAGUUGUGGAAAUGGAAGAGCCAUGGCUGCCAACAAGGAGAGAACUUUCAUCAUGGUCAAGCCCGACGGUGUCCAAAGGGGCCUUGUUGGAAAAAUCAUCAAGCGAUUCGAGCAGAAGGGCUUUAAAUUGGUCGCCAUGAAGUUCAUGUGGGCCUCUGAAGAGCUCCUGAAACAACACUACUCAGACCUGUCCAGCCGUCCAUUUUUCCCCGGUCUAGUUAAAUACAUGUCUUCUGGCCCUGUUGUGCCCAUGGUCUGGGAGGGUCUGAAUGUAGUAAAAACUGGCCGUGUACUUUUGGGUGCUACCAACCCAGCUGACAGUGCUCCAGGAACCAUCAGAGGAGACCUCUGUGUCCAAGUUGGCAGAAACAUUAUCCAUGGAUCUGAUGCAGUAGAAUCAGCUAACAAAGAAAUCAGCCUCUGGUUCAAUGAAAAGGAAUUAGUCAACUGGCAACCAGUCUCCCAACCCUGGGUCUAUGAAGAUUAGAUUAAACAAAUUACAAAUCAUAUUUCAGUUUUAAGUCUCAAAAGAAAUUAAUUUAUAGAUUGCUAUACUGCUUUUAUUUUUUUAGACUUCAGAAAUACUGUGUCUAUUAUUUUCUUGAAAAUGGUGCCUUUUUAAAAGGAAAAUGCAAGAUAAUAAAUCACGUUCACCACCUUUGUAA